AUGAGUGGAAACUUUGCUUGGAUUGUGACUAGCAAAACCAUGAAUUUUUUGGAGUUCCAAGAUCCUGCUGUAUUUGAGACAAUUCAAGGAGUAGUUGGUCUCAAAUCUUAUAUUCCUGCAUCAAGCAAGCUCCGGGAUUUCACUUUGAGAUGGAGAAGGGAAUUUCAGCUUAGUCAUAUUGAUAUGGAAAUUAGGGGAUUGAAUGUGUUUGGUAUAUGGGCUUAUGAUGCAAUAUGGGCAUUAGCAGAGGCAAUUGAGAGGGAAAGAAUACAUAUUUUUCCAAAUAGGGGAGAAGGCUUGGGACUGAACCUAACAGGCUUAGCUCCCAUAAGAGUUUCUAAUGUUGGUUCAACCCUCCUGAGCAAGUUUCGAAGUAUUCAAUUUACAGGUUUAGGGGGAGAAUUUCAGCUCGCGAAUGCAAAAUUAGUCCAUGAGACUUAUGAAAUAGUAAAUAUGAUAGGAAAUGUGGGAAAAAGAGUAGGUUUCUGGACACCAGCUUGUGGACUCACCAAGGAAAUAUAUUCGUCCACCAACAGUUGUUCCUCUAGCAGCCUGGAAACUAUUAUUUGGCCAGGAUUCUCCAAAACUGCUCCAAAAGGUUGGUUAGUUCAAAUGGAUGGUAGACCUUUUAAAGUUGGAAUUCCGAUGAACUCGAGGUUCCAUGAAUUGAUAAGCUGGCAGCACAAUCAACAAAAAAAUGAAACAACAUUCACUGGCUUCUGUGUAGAUGUAUUCGAUAUGGCAAUUCAGAGAUUGAACAGAGCCAUAGUUUAUGAAUUUAUUCCCUUCUAUAAUCACAACGGAAGUUAUAGUGAUCUCGUAAAUCAGGUCUCUCAGCAGAUUUUUGAUGCUGCCGUAGGGGACAUAACUAUCACUUCGGACAGGUCUCAAUAUGUUGACUUCACGUUGCCAUACACUGAGUUAGGUGUUGGAAUGGUAGCACGAUUGGACAAUAAAGACCCAUGGUUCUUCUUAAAGCCAUUUAGCGUGGACCUAUGGAUAAUGAGUGCUGGUUUCUUCAUUCUGACGGGAAUUAUUGUCUGGUUUAUUGAACACCCUACCAAUGAAGAAUUCCAAGGUUCUCUAGCAUGGCAAAUUGGGACAAUACUUUGGUUCGCGGCAUCAACUCUUGUUUAUGCUCAAAGAGAAAGAUUACAAAGUAAUCUAUCAAGAUUUGUCGUGGGGGUUUGGUUUUUUGUAGUACUUAUACUGACAUCAAGUUAUAUCGCAAACUUGAGUUCACUUUUGACAGUUCGACGGAUAAAAUUGACAAAAAACGAUUACAUAGGGUACUCAGCAAACUCUUUUGUAAAGGGACUUGUCAGCAACCUGAAUUUUCAGGAUAACAGACUUAAGCCUUUUAAUUCACCUGAGGAAUAUGAUCAGGCUUUGAAAAAUGGAAGUGAAAAAGGCGGCGUUAGUGCUAUUCUUGAAGAAAUUCCUUACCUUAAAAUAUUCCUGGCGAGGUACCCACAUGAUGAUUAUGCCAUAAUUGACUCCUCAGAGAAAAGUAAUGGCUUUGCUUUUGUUUUUCCAAAAGGUUCACCAUUGGUCCAUGAAAUGUCAAGACAGAUUGCGAUGCUCAGAGAAGAGGAAAUACUUCUGGCGUUGGAGAAUAAAUGGUUUACAAGCCAAUCGUCAUUAUCUUCUAUAUACACUAAGCUACCUGCCACCAAUACUCUGGAGAUUACUAAUUUCUCUCGUCUAUUUGUUGUUAAUGCGACCUGUAAAGCUGUGGCCCUUCUUCUAUUUUUGGUCUUUGUACUCUGUGAUAAAGUGUCCAUCAAAUACUAUGUUAUCAGAAUUUUGGCAGGAAGAAAACUGGUAUCCAUUUUUAGAUACCUAUUCACAGCCAAUACAAUUGGUAUGACAAAUGCCACUCAAUGA
Messenger RNA from Fraxinus pennsylvanica, 1887 nucleotides. Lineage: Eukaryota; Viridiplantae; Streptophyta; Magnoliopsida; Lamiales; Oleaceae. The record is from the annotation of a GenBank genome assembly.